This is a messenger RNA of Venustampulla echinocandica, 1665 nucleotides long. RefSeq lists its product as uncharacterized. Lineage: Eukaryota; Fungi; Ascomycota; Leotiomycetes; Helotiales; Pleuroascaceae. The transcript has 2 exons. Bases 1 to 1665 code for a protein of 554 amino acids. The record is from RefSeq and is a predicted model, not a curated record.
AUGUCGGUCUCUGGCCCAGAUAUCAUCACAUACAUUGGCGUUCCUCUCGCAGUCUUGGGAGUCCUUCCCAUUAUAUAUAACACCAUCAGUACCCUUGCCAGUCUAGCCAAGGUCCGGCGUGUUCUACGUCACGGCCGUCUUGCGGGAAUCACCAGAGGAGAUGUGGUUAACCACGUAAUAGAAGUCGAGCUUCCGCGCUAUACAAUAGCUCCCCUACAUCGCGUAGACCAGAGAGCGGAGUAUUGGAGAUUGUGUGAUUAUCCCAGCCAGAUUCCGGGUGGGACCUGGACUACCUUCAACUGGAAAUGUCACACGAUUGGGCUCAAGACGCAGAGAAUCGAUUAUGCAGACCAACUGCGUCAGCCGCAGGCUGAGAUCGGAUUUGAAGAGCUGGUCUCGUUUCUUCUAGACCUUGGGGCGGUGCCAGACCCGGCUGGGUUUCGCAUGUUGCGAGCCAGUGGCCUCUGGGUACCUAUUGGGACUACCCUGCUCCGCGCGCCGAAUGUAGACGAACCUGUCUUAACGGUAGCACCACUAGAUGACUCAGAUGGGAAUCUCUCUCUAGCAGUUAGAUGGUCUUCAAACUGGGGCAUGAGAGAUCCGGCGUCGCUACCUCCAUAUUGGGUUCUAAUCAAGGGAUCAAGACCUCCCACACGGCCCACCAGCAGCCAAAGCGUUUUAGGAAAGGAGCCUUCCAAAGUUGAAACAGAGGAGACGGAGUCCAAUGAGGCAAAACCAAGCAAGACAGCUAAAUAUAUACCAGAUGACAUGGAAGAGUGCCUUGGGGUUCGAUGCCAGAUUGGAACUAAUGGUUUGAUGGCCGCUAUUCCAGAUGGGCCUGAAAAUGACAUGUUUGAGGACUGCGACAUAAGACAUCUGGAAGUCAACGAGACACUCUCAAACACUACGGGUAUAUGGUUUGCAAGCGCCAUCACUGCGCUCGGUACCACCUCCCAAACAAUACUCUGGAAUUACAAGAUUCCUUCGGAUAUUCUUACCUUCUCCAAGAAGGACACCAUCCCCUGCGGAGUCCUAGUCCUUCUAGACAUCGUCCCCGAGGAAAAAACCCCGGAUUGGGCCAGCAAAUACCAAAAUGACCAAGAGGCUGACCGAGACGCCCAAUUCCGUAGAAUGCGCGAGCUAUCCCGAGCCAUGGCUCAUGAAAACCGCCUCUCGGGGGCGGAAAAAUCUCGCGCAAUCGGAGAACGACAAAUGCGAACGCACGAGGAGUACGUUGACACCAUGAAUGCAAAAAGGAGACGAGAUACCGCAAGAGCAGAAACGAGAUUCAUCGAAGCGUUACAGAGCCCUAAAUGGGAUCAUAAACUCGUGGCUGAGCACCUCUUGGCUUGGCUGAAGAAGGGGAAUCAUGUCGAGGAACAACAUGAUUUAAAACGCGCGGUGGAGGUAUUGUUAUGGAGAAUGGUCAACGAUUCUGUACUUGCUACGGAGCUAGGUGACAUGCUAGAUAGUUGGAAGGUAUUCGUGGAUAACGGAGGAAUCAGAAAAGUGGAUUAUCUCGCGCUGCAAGAAAAACCGGUCAUGUUUGCACUUGCGGGAUUGCUCCUGGCUAUUAUCAAGGAUUCGGUCACCGCUGGGAGCGGAUCGUUGGCGAUGGAUUUGCAGGAGUGUGUUAGGGUUUGGAAGAAAGUUAGGCUGGGGUGA